GCGGGCACCGGCAGCUCCUCCCCGGCGCCGGCUGCUCGCGGCCGCUGCCCCCUCGCUGGCGCUCUGGCAGGCUGGAGUCCCGCCCGCCUCCGUAUCCGUGAGAACGUCCUGUUCCUGUCAGCCGCGGGCUGGGCAGAGCCGGAGCGCGGCGUGCUAGGCCCAGCACUGCCCGCGGGGAUGGGGACGGCGUCGCGCCUGCCUCCUCUCCUCCUCCUCAGCCUGCUGCUGCUGCCGCCGCCCGGCGCCUUCGCAUUCGUGCUCCUGGACAGCGACUUCACCUUCACGCUGCCCGCCGGCCGCAAGGAGUGCUUCUUCCAGCCCAUGCGGCAGGGGGCCUCGCUGGAGGUCGAGUACCAGGUUUUAGACGGAGCAGGAUUAGAUAUUGACUUUUACUUGGAAUCUCCAAAAGGUGAAAUUCUAGUUUUUCAUCAGAGAAAAUCAGAUGGAGUCCACACGGUGGAAACAGAAGAUGGAGAUUACAUGUUCUGCUUUGACAAUACAUUCAGCACCAUUUCAGAGAAGGUGAUUUUCUUUGAAUUGGUCCUAGAUAAUAUGGGAGAAGGAGAAAAAGAGGACUGGAAGAAGUACAUUACAGGCACAGACAUGUUGGAUAUGAAACUUGAAGAUAUUCUGGAAUCCAUCAACAAUGUCAAAGCCAGAUUAAGCAAAAGCCUCCAGAUUCAGACGCUGCUCAGAGCAUUUGAAGCUCGUGAUCGAAAUAUACAAGAAAGCAACUUUGACAGAGUGAAUUUUUGGUCCUUGGUCAACUUGGGAGUAAUGGUGGUGGUUUCAGCUGUUCAGGUUUACAUGCUGAAAAGUCUUUUUGAAGAUAAGAGGAAAAGUAGAACUUAACAGCAAGUGUGAUCAUAGCAAUAACCAGAGAGGAGGGGGAAAUGCAGUAAACUGCUACAGCAAAAGGGACUGGUGUUACCUUGCCGCUUGUUUUGAAUAGACAUUAUAAUCAGGUUCUUGAUUCACAUGUGACUAACAUGAACAGAAUACCUUUUCCCCCGUCCUUCCAUCUCUGCAAGCGUUACUAACAGUCUUACUGGUGCAUCUAUUUGUUGGUUUGUUGCAUUUGUAAUGAUUCUUACUAGAUUAUGCAUAAUACACAGAAUGGUGGAUCAAAUGCAAACUAAUGUUAAUACCUGCCAUAUAGGUUUUCAAGUGACCAAGAAAAAAUGACUUUCUAUGUCCGCCUAAAUAAUAAUUUGUUUUUUUACAAGUUUUUAAAAUAAGCAUUGAGUAAAGUUACAGAUGUGCCAAAGGAUUCAUGCCCACCUAUGUAGGCUAUAGCUAUUGUAAGUUCUCCAUAAAAGUAAAUGUACAAAAUUUCCUCGAGUCUUUAUUGUAUAGCAUAAUACAGAAACACUGGGUUAACAUUUGUGAAGUGAUUAAAAUGAGAAGUUAUUUUUCACUUUUAUAUAUAUGUUAUAGUUAUAUAUAUAUAUAUCAGCACUUUAAAGAAACAGUUAAUGUGAAAUUUAGUCAAUUUAUAAACUAAUUAAAAGUAGCAUCAGACACCAUACCUGUCCAAGUCCUUCUGCCAGUUGUUGUGAUUGUACAAUCCCAUUUUCCUGUUUAGGUGGUGGUUGCUGUGUGAAAGGUCCACCUGAACAGUGAAAUUGACCAUACAAAGUACAGUCAGAUGCACAAAAUAAAAUGGAAUUAUUUAAUCUUUAGUUCUUGUAAUCUGAUAUUAUAACAGUAGAUACAUUCAGACAGAAGUGAGUUUUUUCAGAUGACUGUUCCUUUAAUAGUUUUUAGAUAAAAUUGUCUGAAAACAUUAACUUGACAUUAAAUGUUUAUAUACUUCCAAAUCCUUUCUAUAUUACUAAUUUUGCUAAGAUGUUUUGCUCCUUGAGGUCAAGCAGGUUUAUGCCACAAUUUGUAGCAGUUGACGAACUUCAGAGCUAAAGUUGUUCAGCUAAACCCGCCCCACAAAAAAACCCCAACAAUCUGUAGUUGCAUAACUAUUUUCAUUCUACUCUCACGAGUAGUCCUAUUAAAUUAAUGGGACUAAUUGCAUAAAACAAAACAGGAUUUGGCCCUAAAUUUUGAGAUUUAUUUGCAGCGUGAAUUGAUUAAGCAAGGUAAUGCUCAAUCAUAGAAGCAGUUUGCUAUUUCUCAAAAAAAGGCAAGUGGUUUGCAUCAAACCUACCAUUUCUUUCUGCUGAGGGAGUGGAAAAAUAACACAUCUCAUCUGUGCAUUUGUCUUCUUUUGUCAUAACCUUAGUAUUUUAGAGUGCAGUUUUUAAGUAUUUUGUAAUCAGCCUAGAUUCAAGCCAAGUGCCAACCCAGUCGAAGUGCCCAUAGAAAAUUGUAUUAGCUCUGAAAGUCCAUGUUAAGACUGCUAGGCCUGUACCACUGUUCACAUCAGCUGUCUUUAAAAAGAUUUAAAACAUUUGUUCUAGCCUAGGUAUGCAAGUGUACUGCGUGUGUUAAACUUGGUGUUAAGAAUUGAAACACUACAACUAGACUGUCUCCUUUGUGAUCACAUCUGCCUGAAGGUCAUUAUGCUGGAGGGCCCAGCAUUAUCUACCUAGAAGAAGAUGGGAAACAUUUUUCAGUGCAUGGACUUAUUAAAAUGCAAGCAUUGUGGCACAGGUGCAUUGGCCACUUUUCUCUAGCAGGGGCUGUCAUAUAUAGCGAUUACCCUUUAGUUUCAAUUUUAGAUGUAUGAAUGAAGACUAGCAAUAAUCCUUUUAAAUUACUGCUUUUAAGAAAAAAAUAUUUUAAAAGGUGCUGCUGACUAUAUGACUUCAGGGGCAGCUGGAUCUGCCCUCUAUUAGUUUGGGAACAUAAUAUAGUAAAUUCUCAUUUGAUGGGCAAGUUAGUGAUAGAAAGGUCUAAGGGACGUGUUAUUUGAUGCGUACAAAUUUGCAGAAUCAUAAUUUCAAGGUGUUACCCUCUGGAGCGUGGGAAGGGGGAUUCAUUGUUCAUCCCCUCCCAGCUCCUCCAAUUGGUGGACAUUUUGAUCAUAGUGUCACUGGAAAUGGGUCAGGUUUGGAAUCACACUUCACAGAAGUUGUGUGAAAUAACAUGCGCUCCCAAAUCAAUCUUGCAGCUCAUCAAAUGCUGACGACCCUGCAAAUGUUUGGCCAGCAGCCUGCCUUGUACAGAGAUGCGUGAGGGUGGCGCAGACAAGGAUCAAUGUGACAUGUCUAGCAGUGCUGCUCUAGACUGAGACAACACUGAGGGUGACUUUGAUGAAUAAAUGUUUUCAGUUAUAAGUGUCCAGGCUAGAUUCUUUAUGAUUGACAAAGAUCAAUCUCUUUACUUAAGUCAUGCAUCCCUGUGUUAAAUCAUAAUUAAAAAAACAUUUUCUCAAAUAUAUACAUAACUGUUCUAGGUUUGUCAUGUUGAUAUCAUUGUUUGUGAGAGAAAGGGCUUUCAAACGAUACCCAACCCGUAAUCCAUUUCAAAUGACUUUGUAUUAUCAAAAUUCCACCAAGUGGGGGGCGGGGGAGCACCGAGUCCCUCCUGCCAUGUUGCAGAGGGUGACACCAUUGAACUUACGAGCCUAGAGAUUUUUACAAAUUGAAUUACACCAUCCUUACCUUCCUUUCAUUAACUUGUCCACAGAAUUACACAUGCUCCCACAGUGUAUUGGAGCAGUGGUUCUCACCCUUUCCAGACUACUGAAGCCCAAGCCCUGCCACCCAGAACUGAAACAUGUAACUUAGCUGUGUGAGGCCCUGGGCAACUGCCCUGCUUGCCACCCCUUAACGCCAGCCCUGACCUUGCAACUUCCCUAAACCUAUGCCAUGACCCCAGGUUGAGAAACUGAUGUAGAUGAGUUAAUGUAUCCCCGGAAGACCUCUGUGUACUCUCAGGGGUACGCGUAUCCCUGGUUGGGAACCAUGGGAUACAUCAUUCUUUUGGGUAGGACUCCCUUCAGAGCAAGUUACCGCUUCUUCCUUAAUCGAUGAGUGGGGCAGUGGUGAGCAGCAUGAGGUAUUCCAUUUCUCUAGGGACUUAAUGCCUAUACCUAAAGUAUUUGCAAAACAGGGAACAAAUAGUAAAAAGAUCUCCUAUAGACCUGAUCCAGCGCUCAUUGAAGGCGUUCAGUGGAAUGGCUCCCACUGACUUCAGUAGGCUUUGGCUCAGGCUCUUUUGAGUACAGGCAGACCCAUGUUCCUAGAGCUCUGUCCUUUUAAUAGAAAAUAGAAGUGAUGCGGCCUUAAAUGUCAUACUACAAAUGUGAUGCUGUACCACAGCUGUGAAAUGCUGCAUUCUUUCCAUGAAGCUGUGACUAAGAAGUCUACCUCUGAUGUUAGGCCACUGUAUUCUAGCUCUUAGCUCGGUUAUUAGAACAACCCUUCCUAUUGUAACUUCUCUAUAAAAAAAAAUCCCCAUCUCAUAACAAAGUUUUAAACAGAGGAUAUACUAUAGAUGCAGCUGUAUGAGACUUUGUCAACUGAAAAAUAUUUAUCAGUGGCCAUGGGUGAAGGAUAUGGGGUUCAAACUUAGACACAAUAAAUGACAUUUUAAAUGGGAUGUUGGAGUAAAUGUUCUUGUGUUUUGUAUAAAAGGUACAAAUCAAAUAUUAACUGAAAUAAGGAAAACAAAUCUAGUGUGUAAGAUGAACUGUUUUUAUUCUGUGUUAAGUAAUUGUUAAAGUCUGUGGAUGUGAAUAAAAUUAUAUGCCAGAAGCUUAGAUUUUACAAUAAAUAAGAAGGCUAAA
Messenger RNA from Dermochelys coriacea (leatherback sea turtle), 4687 nucleotides. It is a transcript of the gene TMED5, whose product is annotated as transmembrane p24 trafficking protein 5. Lineage: Eukaryota; Metazoa; Chordata; Testudines; Dermochelyidae. Gene Ontology annotation, cellular component: endoplasmic reticulum; Golgi apparatus; COPII-coated ER to Golgi transport vesicle. The record is from RefSeq and is a predicted model, not a curated record. Gene Ontology annotation, biological process: intracellular protein transport; endoplasmic reticulum to Golgi vesicle-mediated transport; Golgi organization.